Messenger RNA from Dendronephthya gigantea, 2518 nucleotides. RefSeq names its product neuromedin-K receptor-like. The record is from RefSeq and is a predicted model, not a curated record. Gene Ontology annotation, molecular function: G protein-coupled receptor activity. NCBI's taxonomy places the organism in Eukaryota, Metazoa, Cnidaria, Anthozoa, Malacalcyonacea, Nephtheidae. Gene Ontology annotation, biological process: G protein-coupled receptor signaling pathway. Gene Ontology annotation, cellular component: membrane. Bases 702 to 1826 code for a protein of 374 amino acids. The transcript is spliced from 4 exons.
UAUAACUGCGCUUCGUAGCGCCGUUUUGGCAUUUUCCUGGUGAACUCCAUAUGCGCCACAGUUGACUCCGAUUCGAACGUUUUAACGAAAAAUUCCUAAGUUUUACUGCGUCAGAAGUUCAGAGCUGAACAUUGGACACCAAAGUUGCUUGGAAAUUCGGAAGACGACACGAAACUUGACAGAGAUUUGGUUGCAUUGCGCGUACAGGUCAUUUGUACAUUCCAAAUACAAAAUUCCCGAGUCAGUUCUGACGUCUCAGGAGACGUGGUACUCCACGAGAGGAUCAUUGAAAACAGCGAACGGUGACACUGUUUUUUUUUUUGACCGAUUUAGGACGAUAACCAGAUUGAGCUAUUGACAUCACUGGAGAGUAUAUUGUGCGAACUAUUUUAAGACGUCCUUAUAGUACGACAUUCCUCGCGCAUUAUUGGAGUGUUCUAGCCAAGAAAAAAACUCGCAGUGGCUCCUGUAAAAUAUUUCGCUUUCUAAAGGAGGGAACAGCACUUGCUUCUGUUGCAACACGGCAGAUUUUUCUGUUCCUCUGAACACUGCCUAGAAUUUGAAGCAAUCCUUUCUGUUGAAAGUCGGAAGAAAGUUUCAGUGCAGAAGACACGAUAAGAUAUCUCUUAUCUACCGACAAUCCACCUGAUUUGAGAAAAACCCUUGCACCAUUGACCUAAAGAUCUCAACUGAGAUUUACGAUGUCUAACUUUACAAAUGUAUCGCUCCUACUCAGUCACACUAAUUUUACAAGAUCGCAUCAGGGAAAAGACUUUGAUCACUUCUCCGGCACCAUUGGCUUGUACAAAGUUCUUUUCGCCUUGUUCGACGCCCUUGGAAUCAUUGGAAAUAUCCUCGUCAUAUUCACGAUAUUUUUAAACCCGAACAUGCGAUCGACCAUCUACUACCUGCUCGCCAACCUCGCCUUUUCCGACUUGCUGUUCGCCAUCUUAGCGCCUUUCCACAUGUCCAUGAUACUAGAUCGCUACAACUGGAAAUACGGCGCUGUAUUUUGUCGCGUAUAUUAUUUCGUCUUUCGUUCGUUCUACGCGUUUUCCAUCAUGAACCUGAUUCUGAUUACGGUCGAGCGUUUCCUAGCAACGCGCUAUCCGUUAUCGUUUCGCGGCAAACCGAAGCGCACCUUGGCGUUGAUCUUAGGAACCUGGGUACUAAGUUUCGUAUUCUCGUCACCAUUCCUUUCCGUGAUGACGUACAAGGAGUUAAGUCCGGAAUACAGUAUCUGCUUUCAAGAAUGGCCAGGCAAACUCGAGUCCCGCGCGUACUACACGUUCGUGUACGUAAUACUGUAUUUCAUCCCGUUGGCUCUGAUGGCCUUCAUGUACGCUCUCAUCUCGAUGACCUUACGCAAACAGCCGCUCGUAUUCCUCGCGGACAAGAACGACACGCAACGCAAGCAGUUCAAAGCACGCAAACGAAUGUCCCUUCUCGUUAUCGUUAUCGUGGUCGCGUUCUUCGUGUGCUGGUCGCCUUGGAAUAUCAUUGAGUUCGUGGAACACGCUCGAGACACACCUUGGAAAAAUCCAAAGAUUCUUCCAACAGUGAAAAACUACGCCGUGUUAGCGACAAUUCUGAGCACCACAGUGAACCCAUUCCUCUUCAGUUUUAUGUCGUUCGAGUUCCGAACUGGCUUUCGGUUUGUCUUCGUGCGAAUCUCGUCAUGGUAUCGACUACGCCGAGGAUCCGGCGACGAGUCUCCGACUGGCUCAAGCCAACGCACUGGUAAUAUGGAUCUGUCGAGGAGAUCUGGCAAGCGAAACAGCAACGGUGGGGAGGGUAACAAAACAGAGGCUAGGGCAUUGGUGUAAAUCUGCCACUGAUAUAUUGCCUAUUGCUUGUUUUACUACGAUUUUAGACGCCAAUUUUUUCUUUGAAUAGAUGUGAACGAGUGAAUAAGUUACAAACGGUGAGAUAAAGGCACUGAUAAAUAUCAGAGUAUUUCUAAUCAUUCCCUCUUUCGCAUUUAUGAAAAGAAAUUCGAAAUGAAAAAUUGCAAGUGGGGCCCCCAGGUCUGGUUUAUGACUGUCAAAGUUUCUGUGAUUACAGUUAGAAUAUUAAUUCAAAUGGUAAAGUUUUCAUGACAGAUUUGCAGGAAUUAUUCGUGGGAACUAAGACAGUGUUCAACACGGGUAUAUUUCACCAGAAUUCCCGCAACAAAUACCUAAAACUUUUAUUAAAGCUUUUGCAAAUUUUUCACUUGCGACCUCAUGAACUUUGAAAUUGUGAACCAGCCUAUAUAUUUGAUGGUAGAUUCAGAUCAAUGUAUGUAGGAGAAUAAUAAGGGUGCACGCAUUCAUAUAUCUGAUAUAUCUGAAGUCUGAACAUGCCUAUAUAGAGAUUCCUUCACAGAGAAAGUAUUAAUAUAAAAUAAUGUAUAAAAGUAUAAUAUAUACUAGGAUAUUAAUUAACUGGAUUAACAUGUUAAAUAUUAUAAAUACAUGUAGGUAGAAUAUAAAAUAAAUGUAUUAAAUACUUAUGAUAGGGAUACAAAGCAAUAAAU